Messenger RNA from Nylanderia fulva, 1151 nucleotides. The record is from RefSeq and is a predicted model, not a curated record. Lineage: Eukaryota; Metazoa; Arthropoda; Insecta; Hymenoptera; Formicidae.
AUAUUUUGUAUUCUUCAGCCGUUCGGAUUUACAGGGACAAGGAAAGGAUCGCAAACCCCUGCAGAUACGUCAUACGCCUUUUCAACAAUUCUGACUGCAUCGAAAAAACCUGAGGGGGAUGCGAAAUUCGGUGGGCGAUGACAGGAUCAGCAUGGGGGUCGAGGUUUUUCCUCAUACUGGCGAUGAUCACGAUCGUUAUCGCCAAUUAUCAACGUCAACGCGACAGACUUCAUCUGCGCGAGCAGCUCGUUAACGGCCACAAAGCCAUCAGGAAUAUCACUCAACUACAAGAGGAAAUAAUAGCCAAUCUGCCUCCUCUACGAAUUCCGCGUUUGAGGCAUCAUCGUGUCACAGACUGGGAUCCGUACUUUGAGAAUGCAGACGGCCAGGAUAUCAAUAGCCCGCAAAAUGUGGCGUUGCAUCUCGGUGCAACAGCUCUUCUCGAUUGUCGCGUCGCGAUGCUCUCCGGAAAGAAGGUUAUGUGGCUGCGACGGAACGCCGAGUGGGCAUCGCUCCUAACUCUUGGCAAUACUACCCACAUAUCGGAUUCGAGGUACAGCGUGAGCUUCCAGUAUCCAAACAAUUGGAGAUUGGCCAUCUCCGGUGUGCGAAGGGAAGAUCACGGAGUAUACGUCUGCCAAGUGAAUACGCAUCCGCCAAGGAUGCUGGUCACGAACGUCACUGUUCUCGCGCCGGAUAUUAGAAUCAUCGACGAAGCCAGACACGAGUUGCGGGACCGAUAUUACAAGACCGGAAGUGGCAUCGAGCUGGCGUGCGUCGUCCGACCGUCUUGCCCGGACUCGAGGGUACCGUAUCCGGUCUGGCGGAAAAAUGGCGAAACGCUGCCGGAUCACGUCAACGUUUAUCACAUUAAUGGAUCGAACGAGGACGUGGUGACGAGGUUCUAUAUCGAACAAGCGAAAAAGACUGAUAGCGGCGAAUAUACGUGCUCAGUAAGCCAAUUCAGUACGACCGCGGUGCACAUUCAUGUCCUAAAUGGUGAAAAGCAAGCUGCUGUUCAUGAUCAGUGGAAUGCAGCAUGUAUCAAUUAUCACGCAGUUAUUAUUGAACUCUGUGCUGGAUUUGUCAAUUUUCUUUUUUACAUGUGGCGAAAUUAUUCUUUAUAAAAUAUUGUUUUUUUUUUUUUUAAC